UGGAUCAGCUCUGUGGAGAGGAGCGCGUUUCUUUGGAUCAGCUCUGUGGAGAGGAGCGCGUUUCUUUGGAUCAGCUCUGUGGAGAGGAGCGCGUUUCUGUGUCCGUCCGGCUCUCUCUGGAUCAGCUCUGUGGAGAGGAGCGCGUCUCAGAGUCCGUCCCGCGCUCUGAGGAUCAGCUCUGUGGAGAGGAGCGCGUCUGUGUGGAUCAGCUCUGUGGAGAGGAGCGCGUCUCUGCGGCUGGGACAUGGACAGGGGACAGGCGCUGGCCGUGUGGCUGCUCUGCUGCUGGGGCAGUGUGCGCGUGGUCACGGGUCUCCACAGAUCUGACCUGUUCCCCUACGGCUCUCUCAGCGGGGACCUGAUUUUGGCUGAAGGCGACGAUGAAACGUCCAAAGUUCUGACUCUGCCCAGACCCCUGCGCUUCUACGACGCGGCCUUUGCUCAACUAUACGUGGCUACGAACGGAAUCAUCUCGGCUCAGGACCUCCCCAUGGAAAAGCAGUACGUAGAUGACGGUUUUCCCACCGAUUUCCCCGUCGUGGCGCCUUUCCUCGCCGAUAUCGACACGAGCGACGGACAAGGGCAGAUCUACUACAGAGUAACGGAAACGCCGAGUGUGCUCAACAGAGUCGCCCGGGAAGUGACCCAAGGAUUCCCAGACGCCAGAUUCACUCCCACGCACGCCGUCGUCGCAACGUGGGAAAACGUGGCGGCGUACGAAGUCGACCCCAAGAAACGCCCGACCAACAAGGUCAACACGUUCCAGGCUGUGAUCGGGUACGACGAGACCGAUUCCUACGUCGUCUUCCUCUACCCCGAAGAUGGGCUCAAUUUCUUCGGAACUAGGCCAAAGGAGUCGUACAACGUGGAGAUCGAACUUCCGGCUCGUGUGGGCUUCAGCAGAGGAGAAGUGUCGUAUCUGCUGUUCUCCAGGACAGAGGGGCCGUACUACAGCGUGAGGAGCGUGAGGAACCUGCACCAAGUUGGAAACACCGGCAUCCCUGGAGUUUGGCUUUUCCACACUGGAAACCGUUACUCUUUUGACAACAUCGUCCCGGCCUCGUUUGGUGGACUUCUGGCCACCGCCCCCCCGAGAGGAUACGAGUUUGGCCUGGACUCCACCACCCCAGAAUACGCCGAGCUCGAGGAGUAUUCUGACAACAUUUACAGCCCGGAUGAAGACGAGGAAGAAGAUUACCCUUUAACCGGAGGCGACGCGGAGUUUCAACCAGUCGAACGCGCCGCCACCCCCGCCCCGCAAACCGAAGCCCCGCCCACUCCGCGCAGCACCGAAGACGCCCCUCUGACCGAGCCGAGCGAAAGGCCCGGGGUAGAGCCCAGGCGGUACGCUCCUCCCCCGCCGCCACAAGACACCGCCAACGCAGCGGGUCGCGUGGAAACGGCGCCGCAACAGCCACAGGUCCCUCUCGAAGUCGUGGACGUGUACCCCCCUCCCCCCAGCGACCCCCACCUCUCCCCCGGCGGUCACGUGGUCAACGUGGACGAGGACGAUGUUGACUUUGACACUGGAGUGAUCCAAUACACCACCGAGAAUAAGGAAACAUGUGCGAGAUUCCAGCAGCAGUGUUCCCAGAAUGCACUCUGCUCAGACUACGCCACCGGGUUCUGCUGUCACUGCAAACCCGGUUUCUAUGGAAACGGGCGCCAGUGUCUGCCCGACGGAGCUCCUCAGCGCGUCAGCGGCAAAGUGAGCGGCACCGUGACGGUCGGCUCCUCCCCCGUACGACUCGACCACAUCGACCUGCACGCGUACAUCGUGGUGGGCGACGGAAGAGCGUACACCGCCAUCAGCGAGGUUCCUGAGUCGAUUGGUCGGGCCCUGAUGCCCGUGUCGCCCAUCGGGGAGUUGUUUGGGUGGCUCUUUGUUCUUGAGCUGCCCAACAGUCAGGCUGGAUUCAAAGUCACAGGGGCGGAGUUCACCCGUCACGCCGAGGUCGUCUUCUACCCCAGCAACGAGCGCCUGUCCAUCGUCCAAACGGGGCGGGGCCUCGACGAGCAGAAUCACAUUACCGUGGAUACCGUCGUCAAUGGGAACGUGCCGUCCAUCCCGCCCGGCGCCGAGGUGACCAUGGACCCGUUUAAGGAGGUUUACCAGUUUUAUCCCUCGGUGACCACGUCCACGUCUGUGCGCGAGUUCACCGUCGUGUCGGCGGACAGAGGCUCCGAGUCGUUCUCCUUCCAGCUCAAACAGAACAUCACGUACCGGGACUGUAGACACGACAGCCGGCGCUCCCCCGAGACGCUCCAGAUCAGCAUGGAGCGAGUGUUUAUGAUGUACGUGACGGAGGAGCGCAUCCUGAGAUACGCCAUCACCAACAAGAUCAGCCCCGUGGGAGUGGAGCCGAGCGGACCGGACCAGGUGAACCCGUGCUACUCCGGGACGCACGACUGCGACACCACCGCCCAGUGUGUACCACAAGAGGGCGUCGCCUUUGAGUGCAAAUGUGCCACGGGAUACAGCGGGGAUGGACGCAACUGCUACGACGUAGACGAGUGUGCGGAGAGCGCCAGCUCCUGUGGGGCACAUGCCCAGUGUGUGAACCUGCCCGGGAGCCACCGCUGUCAGUGCCAGGCGGGAUACGAGUUCGGCUUUGACGGACGCACGUGUGUGGAUGUCGACGAGUGCAGCUCCUCGCCGUGUAGCGCCGACGCUCGAUGUAUGAACGGACUGGGCACUUUCCACUGUCAGUGUCACUCCGGGUUUUACGGCGAUGGAUUCUCGUGCAGCCAGGAAGGUCAAACAGGACGUCCAAAGAGCCACUGCGAACAACACAGAGACAACCUUCAAACUGGACUGGACCACGGCGUUGGCGCUUUUGUUCCGCAAUGUGAAGCCGACGGACGCUACAGGCCGCUCCAGUGUCAUGGCUCCACUGGACAUUGCUGGUGCGUGGACAACAGCGGACAGGAGAAGCCAGGCACCAGGACGCCACCCGGGACUCCGCCCACAGACUGUAACAAACCAGAUGAACCGGCUCGUCAUAAAACCCAAUGUGAGCACCACAGAGACAGCGUCCAGACGACCAGUCCAGAAGGUUACCCCAUCGCCGGCGUGUUUGUCCCGCAGUGUGACGCAGACGGACAGUACAGACCUCGACAGUGUCAUGGUUCCACCGGACACUGCUGGUGCGUGGACGGUACGGGACAGGAGCGACCCGGCACCAGGACGUCCCCGGGAUCCCCCCCAGCGGACUGCGGCGAGCCAAUUUUACCUGGUCGUCCUAAGACUCACUGUGAGCACCUCAGAGACACCGAGGGGUACCCCAUACUCGGAGCUUAUGUGCCCCAGUGCGACGCAGACGGACAGUACACGCCACAACAGUGUCACGGCUCCACUGGACACUGCUGGUGUGUGGACAGCGCUGGACAAGAGCGACCGGGGACCAGGACUCCCCCGGGGACGUCCCCUCACAACUGCACCCACCCAGAAGGACCCGUGCGUCCUAAAACCCAGUGUGAGCACCACAGAGACAGCGUCCAGACCGCCAGUCCAGAGGGGUACCCCAUACUCGGCGCUUUUGUACCCGAAUGUGACGCUAACGGGCGCUACACACCUCAACAGUGCGACGGGUCUACGGGGUACUGCUGGUGCGUGGACAGCACUGGACAGGAGCGACCGGGCACUAGGACCCCGCCCGGUUCACCCUCGGCAGACUGCGAUCGACCAGUUGUUCCAGAGCGUCCCAAAACCCACUGCGAGCACCACAGAGACAGUGUCCAGACCACCAGUCCAGAGGGAUACCCCAUACUCGGAGUUUAUGCCCCUCAGUGCGACGCUAACGGAGAGUACCUCCCCCAACAGUGCCACGGGUCGACUGGUCACUGCUGGUGUGUGGACAGCACUGGACAGGAGAGACCAGGGACUAGGACAUCUCCUGGUUCAGCGUCGCAUAACUGCAGCCAACCAGAUGAACCAGAGCGCCCUAAAACCCGAUGUGAGCACCACAGAGACAGCAUCCAGACCACCAGUCCAGAGGGGUACCCCAUCGUCGGACUUUAUGUGCCCCAGUGCGACGCAGACGGACAGUAUUCUGCUCAACAGUGUCAUGGCUCUAUUGGACACUGCUGGUGUGUGGACAGUGUGGGACAGGAGAGAUCAGGGACGAGGACAGGCCCUGGGACGCCCUCUGUGGACUGCUCCAAACCAGAUCAACCCCAGCGUCCCAAAACCCACUGCGAGCACCACAGAGACAGUGUCCAGACCACCAGUCCAGAGGGGUACCCCAUACUCGGAGCAUACGUCCCCCAGUGCGACGCUAACGGACAAUACAAUCCUCUGCAGUGUCAUGGGUCGACUGGACACUGCUGGUGUGUGGACAGCACAGGACAAGAGCGAGCGGACACGAGGACCCCUCCAGGAUCACCUCCUGUAGACUGUGACCGACCAGUUGAACCAACUCGUCCGAAGACUCGGUGUGAGCAUCACAGAGACAGUGUCCAGACCAGCACACCUGAGGGACAGCCUUUGGUCGGGGCCUAUGUCCCACAGUGUGACGAGAACGGACAGUACUCAUCACGACAGUGUCAUGGGUCCACGGGACACUGCUGGUGUGUGGACAGCACAGGACAGGAGAGGCCGGGCACUCGGAGCUCCCCCGGGACACCUCGAGUGGACUGUGACCGACCAGUUGAACCAACUCGUCCUAAGACUCAGUGUGAGCAUCACAGAGACAGUGUCCAGACCAGCACACCUGAGGGACAGCCUCUGGUCGGGGCCUAUGUCCCACAGUGUGACGAGAACGGACAGUACUCAUCACGACAGUGUCAUGGGUCUACGGGACACUGCUGGUGUGUGGACAGCACAGGACAGGAGAGGCCGGGCACACGGAGCUCCCCUGGGACACCUCGAGUGGACUGUGACCGACCAGUGGAACCAACUCGUCCUAAGACUCAGUGUGAGCAUCACAGAGACAGUGUCCAGACCAGCACACCUGAGGGACAGCCUCUGGUCGGGGCCUAUGUCCCACAGUGUGACGAGAACGGACAGUACUCAUCACGACAGUGUCACGGGUCCACGGGACACUGCUGGUGUGUGGACAGCACGGGACAGGAGCGACCGGGGACUCGGAGCUCCCCUGGGACGCCUCGAGUGGACUGCAACAAACCAGAUCAACCCCAGCGUCCCAAGACCUACUGUGAGCACCACCGAGACAGUGUCCAGACCACCAGUCCAGAGGGGUACCCCAUACUCGGAGCAUAUGUCCCCCAGUGCGACGCGGAGGGACAGUAUCUACCUCAACAAUGCCACGGCUCCACUGGACACUGCUGGUGCGUGGACACGACAGGACAGGAACGAGCUGGAUCUAGGACAGAACCUGGUGUCCCCCCUAAAGACUGCAGUAAACCGGAUGAACCGGUGCGUCCAAAAACCCACUGCGAACACCACAGAGACAGUGUCCAGUCCAACGCAGACGGGCGUCCCCUGAUAGGAGCCUAUGUUCCACAGUGUGAUGCCACCGGACAGUACGUGCCCAAACAGUGUCACGGUUCAUCUGGACAUUGCUGGUGUGUGGACGUCAACGGACGAGAGAGGGCAGGGACCAGAACUCCCCCAGGGUCUCCUCCCCUCGACUGCAACAGACCAGCCCCCGUCGCCCCCACCCAGCGUCCCGAGAGCGUGUGCGAGCGCUGGAGAGCCAGUCUGAUCCAACAUUACGGAGGGAAACCAGAGCCACAACAAUAUUUACCUCAAUGUGAACCAGACGGACACUUCAGUCCUGUCCAGUGUUACGGCGAGACCACGUACUGCUGGUGUGUGGACCAGGACGGACGGGAGGUUCCUGGGACCAGAUCUCAUGAUGUGGUCAAACCUGCGUGCCUUCCCUCUGUGGCUCCUCCCACCGUGCGCCCCGUGCCCCGCCCAAACGUCACCCCCCCGCCGAACGCCGACGUCACACUGCUGUACGCUCAGGGGCAGAAGAUCGGAGCGCUGCCAUUGGACGGGACCAAACUGGACGCUAACCGCUCCAAGACGCUGCUGACUCUACACGGCUCUAUAGUCGUUGGAAUCGCCUUCGACUGUAAAGAAAACCAGGUGUACUGGACUGACCUGUCGGCUCGGACCAUCAGCAGAGCCUCCAUGCUGCCAGGGGCGGAGCCAGAGAUCCUCAUUAGCUCGAACCUCGUGAGUCCAGAAGGUUUGGCGGUGGACUCUCGGCGCAGGAAGAUGUUCUGGGUGGACUCGUCUCCAGACCUGAUCGAGACUUCAAACCUGGACGGCACCGGGCGAACGACGCUCUUCGACACGAACCUCGUCAACCCCAGAGCCAUUAUCGUGGUCCCCUCCAGCGGGACUUUGUUUUGGACGGACUGGAACCGCGAGGCUCCGAAGAUCGAGACGGCUUCAGUGGACGGGCAGAAGCGGAGGGUGGUGGUCUCGGACGGGAUCGGGUUACCCAACGCUCUCACCUUUGACUCCUCCUCGGGGCAGGUGUGCUGGGCCGACGCAGGUACGAAGCGUUUGGAGUGCAUUUAUCCCGACGGUUCCGGGCGUAAAGUGAUCCAUCCGAACCUCAACUACCCCUUCAGCAUGGUCUACUACAGAGAAAUGUUUUACUACACGGACUGGAGGAGGGACGGCGUGAUCGCAGUGAACAAAGAGACAAACAAACUGACGGAUGAGUAUCUCCCGGAGCAGCGUUCUCACCUGUACGGCAUCGCCAUCGCCUCGUCCCAGUGUUUACCAGGGGUCCACUAACACUGGCUCUGCAGUCGCUCCAUUGGUGCUAAAGUCGGGCGGCGUCCGUCGUGGCGUCCGCGGUCGGGCGGCGUCUCCGUGGCUCCGAGUGCAGCUCAGACGGACACUGUAGGGAGCGAGGAGGCGUCCGACCGAUGGACCGUCACAGCCGCUUUACAAAACCCUCUGAAUCUGAAUCCACUCGUCCCUUUUCUCGUCCUGACGUUAUAACCCCGUGUGUCUGUACAUUUGUUUUAUACCUCAGUUCUUUUUUUUCUACUGUAUUUUUGUACUUGAGUUGUGUUUUUAUACCGAUUACAGAAAGUGUUAUUUUCAGAUCAAAUGUGUAUCACUGAGGCCCCGUCACACACAGGAAAACUAACCUCUGUGUGACCAGGACCCCUGGGGCCCGUCACACAGAGUCAAACCUGUGUGACUGGUGCAGUUCUCAGUGAUUUUCCUAUAAACAGUUUGAACAGCGCCACCUUGUGUCAUUUCCCUGCACUGCCUUUGUAUCGUUUCACACAUUUUGAAGUGUCGUUUGCCAAAUUAAAUACCAAAUAUUUUCUACAUUUGCCCAGAUAACGUUUUUAUAAGAUUAUAUAUUUAUAACAAUAAAAUGUG
Messenger RNA from Periophthalmus magnuspinnatus, 7321 nucleotides. RefSeq names its product nidogen 2a (osteonidogen) (gene nid2a). The record is from RefSeq and is a predicted model, not a curated record. Gene Ontology annotation, molecular function: calcium ion binding. Gene Ontology annotation, cellular component: basement membrane. NCBI's taxonomy places the organism in Eukaryota, Metazoa, Chordata, Actinopteri, Gobiiformes, Gobiidae. The coding region runs from base 245 to 6718 and encodes 2157 amino acids. Gene Ontology annotation, biological process: cell-matrix adhesion. The transcript has 48 exons.